Molecule: messenger RNA, 969 nt
Organism: Ipomoea nil (Japanese morning glory)
Lineage: Eukaryota; Viridiplantae; Streptophyta; Magnoliopsida; Solanales; Convolvulaceae
Exons: 3
Coding region: 1-969 (322 amino acids)
Source: RefSeq, a predicted model, not a curated record
AUGGCGCAACCCAACUCUGACAACCGAGCUUGGGUUCGCCAGGAUCAAGCCCUUUUGUCUAUGCUGAUGUCGUCAUUCUCCGAUGAGGUCAUGCCACUCGCCAUCGGUCACCGUACCAGUCAGGCAGUUUGGACUGCCGUCGUCGACGCCCUUGCAUCGUCCUCUCGCUCUCGUGGUUUAAAUCUUAUUGGCCAACUACAAUCGCUUCACCAAGGAGAUUCAUCCGUUGUUGACUACAUCGGAAAAGCGAGGGUGUUAGUUGAGGAACUUACCCUCGCCGGCCGGCCGUUGACGUUUGAGGAACAAAAUCUCUAUCUCGUCACGCUCCAAGAACUCGUUGAUCUUCUUGGUGUGAAGGAGUUCAUGAUGGGCGGUGGUUCGCCAGCACCCUUCAUGGCACAACAAAGGGGGCGUGGCUCCCAGCUUCGUGGUGGAGAUGGUCUCGGUAACAGGCAGGACAGCGGCCAAACCGGCCAAUCGCGCGGCGGUGGUAGGAACGGUAAUUGGCAGUCUAAAUGUCAGUUAUGUUCAGUGAUUGGUCAUACUGCGGUCACUGGUCAUCUUUGGUAUGCCAAAGAUCCUCAGGCUAACAUCAUUUAUCAAGAUCCUCCUUUGGAUUCUCAGGGGUCUCACACUUGGUUUCCAGACACGGGUGCAACCAAUCAUGCUACUCCGGACAUAGCUGCUCUUUCGGUCUCGGAGGAGUACAAUGGUAUUAUGGUAAUGACAUGUUACAUGUCGGUGAUGAAAUCUGAUCUAUAUGCAAUUUUUGACAAGUUUCGUGUUAUGGUUGAGCAUUCGUUCAAUCGUAAAAUAAAAUUCAUCCAGUCUGACCUAGGAACUGAAUAUAAAAAGUUACAUUCCACCUUGACCCAACUAGCAUUAUUCACAGACAAUCUUGUGCAUACACUCAUGAACAAAAUGGUCGUGUCGAAAGAAAGCAUAGACAUCUUGUUGAAACAGGUUUAG